UACAUAUAUGUCUGGUUGUCUGGGGUAGGACGCUGAUGUGGCGAAGUUCCUCACACGGCAGGUCUAAUAGCGAAAAUAAAGCUCUGUAGGAGGUUCUCUCAGACCAGGAGAUGUCGGACGGUGGAGGAGACGACAGUGGAGGUACUAUGGAGGUUUCUGCUGCAGUGCAGACGGUUGCUGAUACCUCAGUUCUGCAGAAACACAUCCGCAAACUGGUGCCGCUGCUGUUAGAAGAUGGCGGCGAUGUUCCGGCCUCACUGGAAACCGCCCUGGAGGAGAAAAGCUCCGUGGAGCAGAUGAGGAAAUUCCUGUCAGAUCCUCAAGUUCACACCAUUCUGGUGGAGCGGAGCUCUCUGAAAGAGGAUGUUGGAGAUGAAGGAGAGGAGGAGAAGGAGUGUAUUUCCUACAACAUUAAUAUUGAUAUCCAUUAUGGCAUCAAGUCCAACAGUCUCGCGUUCAUUAAGAGGACUGGAGUCAUCGAUGCUGAUAAACCCAUUUCAACACAAGUUCGGGUUCUGACUCUAAGUGAAGAUUCUCCAUAUGAGACCUUGCACUCUUUCAUCUGUAACGCUGUCGCUCCCUUCUUCAAGUCUUACAUCCGCGAGUCGGGUAAAGCUGACAGGGAUGGAGAUAAGAUGGCUCCUUCUGUGGAGAAGAAGAUUGCAGAGCUUGAAAUGGGUCUGUUACACCUUCAGCAGAACAUUGAGAUUCCAGAGAUCAGCCUUCUGAUCCAUCCCACCAUUUCGAACAUUGCAAAGCAGUGCUAUGAACGAGGAGAAAAGCCCAAGGUUACUGACUUUGGAGAUAAAGUGGAGGAUCCCACGUUCCUGAACCAGCUUCAGUCAGGGGUUAAUCGCUGGAUUCGCGAAAUUCAGAAGGUGACUAAACUGGAUCGAGACCCUGCCUCAGGAACGGCCCUGCAGGAGAUCAGCUUUUGGCUGAACCUUGAGCGUGCCCUCAAUCGCAUCCAGGAGAAGAGAGAGUCUCCAGAAGUGCUGCUCACCUUGGACAUUCUUAAACACGGCAAACGUUUCCAUGCUACUGUCAGCUUCGACACGGACACUGGUCUGAAGCAGGCUGUGGAGACGGUGAAUGAUUAUAACCCUCUGAUGAAGGACUUCCCACUCAAUGACCUGCUCUCAGCCACUGAGCUGGAUAAGAUUCGUCAGGCUCUGGUUGCCAUUUUUACGCAUCUUCGUAAGAUCCGAAACACGAAGUAUCCUAUUCAGCGUGCCCUGCGCCUGGUUGAGGCCAUCUCCCGUGACCUCAGUGCGCAGCUCCUGAAAGUUCUGGGGACUCGGAAACUCAUGCAUGUGGCUUAUGAAGAAUUUGAGAAGGUGAUGGUCGCUUGUUUCGAGGUUUUCCAGACCUGGGAAGAUGAGUAUGAAAAACUUCAGGUUCUUCUUCGAGAUAUUGUUAAGAGGAAGCGGGAAGAGAAUCUGAAGAUGGUGUGGCGUCUCAGUCCUGCUCAUCGCAAACUGCAGUCUCGCUUGGAUCACAUGAGGCGUUUCAGGAGACAGCAUGAGCAGCUGAGAGCUGUAAUCGUCCGUGUACUGAGACCUCAGGUGUCUGCUGUCCCACAGCAUGGCCAGAGUGAAGCUGUAGAACCUCCUGAUAUGAAAGUGGCAGAAGUUCUCUUUGACGCUGCAGAUGCUAAUGCUAUUGAGGAGGUGAACUUGGCUUAUGAAAAUGUAAAGGAGGUUGAUGGAUUGGACGUCUCGAAGGAGGGGAUGGAGGCCUGGGAAGCUGCGAUGAAGCGUUACGACGAGCGCAUCGAUCGCGUCGAGACCCGCAUCACCGCUCGUCUUCGUGACCAGCUGGGCACCGCUAAGAACGCUAACGAGAUGUUCCGCAUCUUCUCCCGCUUCAAUGCUCUCUUCGUGCGUCCACACAUCCGAGGAGCCAUACGAGAAUAUCAGACCCAACUGAUCCAGCGUGUGAAGGACGACAUCGAGUCGUUGCAUGACAAGUUUAAAGUGCAGUACCCACAAAGCCAGUCCUGUAAGAUGAGUCACGUGCGCGACCUGCCCCCCGUUUCAGGGUCCAUCAUCUGGGCCAAGCAGAUUGACCGGCAGCUGACCGCGUACAUGAAACGUGUGGAGGACGUUCUGGGUAAGGGUUGGGAGAACCACGUGGAGGGGCUGAAGCUGAAGCAGGAUGGAGACAGCUUCCGUGCCAAACUCAACACCCAGGAGAUCUUCGAUGACUGGGCUCGUAAAGUACAGCAGCGCAACCUCGGCGUCUCGGGACGCAUCUUCACCAUAGAGAGCAGCCGUGCCCGCGGGCGCACCGGCACCGUCCUGAAGCUGAAGGUGAACUUCUUACCCGAGAUCAUCACUCUGUCUAAAGAGGUCCGGAACCUGAAGUGGCUCAGCUUCCGCGUCCCCCUGGCCAUCGUCAACAAAGCUCACCAAGCCAACCAGCUGUACCCGUUCGCCAUCUCCCUCAUCGAGAGUGUGCGUACCUACGAGCGCACCUGUGAAAAGGUGGAGGAGAGGAUCUCUAUCGCCCCCCUGGUGGCGGGUUUGAAGAGAGAAGUUCAAGCCCUGGUUACUGAGGGAAUUGCUCUGGUAUGGGAGUCGUACAAACUCGACCCCUACGUUCAGCGUCUGGCAGAAACUGUCUUCAAUUUCCAAGAGAAGGUCGACGAUCUUCUGUUGAUUGAAGAGAAAAUUGACUUGGAGGUCCGCUCUCUUGAGACUUGCAUGUACGAUCAUAAGACCUUCUCAGAGAUCCUCAGCCGUGUUCAGAAGGCUGUCGAUGACCUCAAUCUGCACUCCUACUCCAACUUGCCCAUUUGGGUGAACAAACUGGACAUUGAGAUCGAACGGAUUUUGGGAGUUCGUCUGCAGGCUGGUUUAAGGGCGUGGACACAGGUACUUAGAGGUCAAAUGGAGGACAAAGCUGAUGUGGACAUGGACACUGAAGCUCCACAAGUCAGCCAUAAGCCUGGUGGAGAACCAAAGAUCAAGAAUGUGGUCCAUGAGCUCAGGAUUACAAACCAGGUCAUAUACCUGAACCCUCCUAUUGAAGACUGUCGUUAUAAACUCUACCAAGAGAUGUUUGCCUGGAAGAUGGUCAUUCUGUCUCUACCAAGGAUCCAGAGUCAAAGAUACCAGGUUGGUGUCCACAUUGAGUUGUCUGAGGAGGAGAAGUUCUACAGGAAUGCUUUGACCAGAAUGCCUGAUGGCCCAGCAGCUCUGGAAGAGGCCUACAAUGCUGUCAAAGGAAAUGUCUCUGAGGUGGAGCAGUAUGUGAAGGUUUGGCUGCAGUACCAGUGUUUGUGGGAUAUGCAGCCUGAGAACAUCUAUAACCGUCUAGGAGAAGACCUGAAUAAGUGGCAGGCGUUAUUGGUGCAGAUCCGGAAAGCUAGAGGAACCUUCGACAACGCUGAAACCAGGAAGGAGUUUGGCCCUGUGAUCAUUGACUAUGGAAAAGUCCAGUCGAAGGUCAACCUGAAGUAUGACUCCUGGCAUAAGGAGGUUCUCAGUAAGUUUGGACAGAUGUUGGGCCAAAACAUGCAGGACUUCCACUCCCAGAUUUCCAAGUCACGUCAGGAGCUCGAGCAGCAUUCGGUGGACACGGCCAGCACUUCUGAUGCUGUAACUUUCAUUACUUAUGUUCAAGCCCUCAAGCGGAAAAUCAAGCAGUUUGAAAAGCAAGUUGAUCUGUUCCGCAACGGGCAGCGUCUCCUGGAGAAACAGCGCUUCCAGUUUCCUCCGUCUUGGCUGUACAUCGAUAACAUCGAAGGAGAAUGGGGAGCUUUCAGUGAUAUCAUGAAACGUAAGGAUACUGCCAUCCAGCAGCAGGUGGCUAACUUACAGAUGAAGAUCGUCCAGGAAGACCGUGCUGUAGAGAACCGCACCUCAGAUCUACUCACAGACUGGGAGAAGACCAAACCAGUAGCUGGCAACCUUCGUCCAGAAGAAGCCCUACAGUCCCUCACCAUCUAUGAAGGCAAGUUUGGGCGACUGAAGGACGACAGGGAGAAGUGUGCGAAGGCGAAGGAGGCGCUGGAGUUAACAGACACUGGCCUUCUGAGUGGCAGUGAGGAGAGAGUGCAGGUUGCACUGGAGGAGUUGCAGGACCUGAAGGGUGUGUGGUCAGAGCUCUCCAAGGUCUGGGAGCAAAUUGAUCAAAUGAAGGAACAACCAUGGGUGUCUGUGCAACCACGCAAGCUGCGUCAAAGCUUGGAUGGUCUUCUGAACCAGCUGAAGAACUUCCCAGCACGUCUCAGACAGUAUGCUUCUUAUGAAUAUGUUCAGAGGCUCCUCAAAGGCUACAUGAAGGUGAACAUGUUGGUGAUCGAGCUGAAAUCAGAAGCUCUUAAAGACCGUCACUGGAAGCAGCUGAUGAAGCGUCUGCAUGUUAACUGGGUUCUGUCUGAGUUAACCCUGGGGCAGAUCUGGGACGUGGACUUGCAGAAGAAUGAAAUGGUGGUGAAGGACGUACUGUUGGUGGCACAGGGAGAAAUGGCUCUUGAAGAGUUCCUCAAACAGAUUCGGGAAGUCUGGAAUUCCUAUGAGCUUGACCUGGUUAACUACCAAAACAAGUGUCGUCUGAUUCGGGGAUGGGAUGAUCUCUUCAACAAAGUCAAGGAGCAUAUCAACAGCGUGUCUGCCAUGAAGCUGUCUCCAUACUACAAGGUGUUUGAAGAAGAUGCUCUGAGCUGGGAAGAUAAGCUGAACCGCAUCAUGGCUCUGUUUGAUGUCUGGAUAGACGUGCAGAGACGUUGGGUUUACCUGGAGGGCAUUUUCACCGGCAGUGCAGACAUCAAACAUCUUCUUCCUGUGGAGACCCAGAGGUUCCAGAGCAUUAGCACAGAGUUCCUGGCUCUGAUGAAGAAGGUCACCAAGUCUCCACUGGUAAUGGAUGUCCUUAACAUCCAGGGUGUUCAGAGAUCACUCGAGAGGCUGGCAGACCUUCUGGGAAAGAUCCAGAAGGCUCUAGGAGAAUAUCUGGAACGAGAACGCUCGUCCUUCCCCAGGUUUUAUUUUGUUGGAGAUGAGGAUCUUCUUGAGAUUAUUGGCAACAGCAAGAAUGUGGCCAAACUGCAGAAGCACUUCAAAAAGAUGUUUGCUGGAGUGGCCAGUAUUCUGCUGAAUGAAGAUAACACUGAGGUCCUGGGGAUCUCCUCUCGAGAGGGAGAGGAGGUUUUCUAUAAGACCCCUGUGUCCAUCACUGAUCACCCGAAGAUUAAUGAGUGGCUGACGCUGGUCGAGAAGGAAAUGAGGGUCACUCUGGCCAAGCUGUUGGCUGAAUCAGUAACGGAGGUGGGAGCGUUUAACAAGGGCACCGCCAUCGAUCUGAGCACCUACAUCAACUGGAUCGACAGAUACCAGGCGCAGCUGGUGGUUCUGUCCACUCAGAUUGACUGGUCUGAGAAUGUGGAGAACGCACUGGUAACCAUUGCAGGUGGAGACAACAUGGCUCCUCUACAGGCUGUGCUGACUAAUGUGGAAGCCACCCUGAACCUGCUGGCUGACACGGUGCUGAUGGAGCAGCCUCCUAUUCGCCGCAAGAAGCUGGAGCACCUGAUCACUGAGCUCGUGCACCAAAGGGACGUGACCAGAACCCUCAUCAAGAACAAGAUCGAUAACUCCAAGUCCUUCGAGUGGCUGAGCCAGAUGCGCUUCUACUUUGACCCCAAGCAGACUGAUGUGCUGCAGCAGCUCUCCAUUCAGAUGGCCAAUGCCAAAUUCAACUAUGGCUUUGAGUACCUGGGUGUGCAGGAGAAGCUGGUGCAGACCCCUCUGACAGACAGGUGCUACCUCACCAUGACUCAGGCUCUGGAGGCUCGUUUGGGAGGAUCUCCUUUCGGUCCUGCAGGCACAGGGAAGACCGAGUCCGUCAAGGCUCUUGGCCACCAACUUGGACGCUUUGUCCUGGUCUUCAACUGUGAUGAGACCUUUGAUUUCCAGGCCAUGGGGCGUAUCUUUGUAGGAUUGUGUCAGGUUGGUGCCUGGGGCUGCUUUGAUGAGUUUAACAGACUGGAGGAGAGGAUGCUGUCGGCCGUUUCUCAGCAGGUUCAGUACAUUCAGGUGGCCCUGAGGGAGCACAGCAACCCCAACCGUGACCGCAGUGCUCAAGUCACCACUGAGCUGCUGAACAAACAAGUGAAGGUGAGCCCUGAGAUGGCCAUCUUUAUAACCAUGAACCCCGGCUAUGCUGGUCGCUCCAACCUGCCUGACAACCUGAAGAAGCUUUUCCGCAGUCUAGCAAUGACCAAACCCGACCGCCAGCUCAUCGCUCAGGUCAUGCUCUACUCACAGGGUUUCCGCACCGCCGAGACUCUCGCCAAGAAGAUCGUUCCCUUUUUCAAGCUGUGCGAUGAGCAGCUCUCCUCACAGUCUCAUUAUGACUUCGGCUUGCGAGCGCUGAAGAGCGUUCUAAUCAGUGCUGGAAACGUGAAGAGAGAGCGCAUCCAGAGGAUCAAACGAGAGAAGCGUGAGCGUGGUGAGGAUGUGGAUGAGAAUGAGAUCGCAGAGAACCUUCCUGAGCAGGAGAUCCUGAUUCAGAGUGUGUGUGAGACCAUGGUGCCAAAGCUGGUGGCCGAGGACAUCCCUCUGCUCUUCAGCCUGCUCUCGGAUGUGUUCCCGGGUGUGCAGUACAUGCGUGGAGAGAUGACUGCUCUCAGGGAGGAGCUCAAGAAGGUCUGCUCGGAGAUGUAUCUCACGUAUGGAGAUGGGGAUGAUGUUGGCAGCAUGUGGGUGGAGAAGGUUCUCCAGCUCUACCAGAUCACCCAGAUCAAUCAUGGCCUGAUGAUGGUGGGUCCAUCAGGCAGUGGAAAGACGAUGGCUUGGCGUGUGCUGCUUAAAGCUUUGGAGAGGUUGGAGGGUGUUGAGGGAGUGGCACACAUUAUUGAUCCCAAAGCCAUAAGUAAAGACCACCUGUAUGGGACCCUGGACCCCAACACCCGCGAAUGGACAGAUGGACUGUUCACACACGUGCUCAGAAAAAUCAUUGAUAACGUUCGUGGGGAGUUGCAGAAAAGACAGUGGAUCAUUUUUGAUGGUGAUGUCGAUCCUGAGUGGGUGGAGAAUCUCAACUCUGUGCUGGAUGACAACAAGCUGUUGACGCUGCCCAACGGAGAACGUCUCAGCCUGCCUCCCAACGUGCGCGUGAUGUUUGAGGUCCAGGACCUGAAGUAUGCCACGCUGGCCACCGUGUCACGUUGUGGCAUGGUGUGGUUCAGUGAGGAUGUUCUCAGCACUGACAUGAUCUUCAGCAACUUCCUGUCCCGCCUGCGCAGCAUCGCCUUGGAUGAAGGUGAGGAUGAAGCUCAGCGCAUGCACAAAGGAACUGAGGAUGAAGGAGAGGAAGCCGCCUCCCCCAUGCUACAGAUCCAGAGGGACGCGUCAGCCGUUCUUCAGCCCUACUUCACUUCCACAGGGCUUGUGAUCAAGGCCCUUGAACACGCCUCCAAAAUGGAGCACAUAAUGGACUUUACGCGCCUGCGCUGCUUGGGUUCUCUCUUCUCCAUGAUGCACCAGGCCUGCCGUAACAUAGCCCUCUACAACAACAACCACCCCGACUUUCCAAUGCCUGUAGAGCAGCUGGAGAAGUACAUCCAGAAAUAUCUGAUCUACGCCGUACUCUGGUCCUUCUCUGGCGAUGGCAAACUGAAGAUGAGGGCGGAGCUUGGAGAAUACAUUCGUCGCAUCACCACUGUACCUCUUCCAUCUGCACCUAACGUCCCCAUCAUCGACUACGAGGUGUCCAUCACAGGUGAGUGGCAGUCCUGGCAAGGCAAGGUUCCUCAGAUUGAGGUGGAAACCCACAAGGUGGCUGCACCUGAUGUGGUGGUACCUACUCUGGACACUGUUCGUCAUGAGGCUCUGCUCUACACCUGGCUCGCAGAACACAAACCUCUGGUGCUGUGUGGGCCUCCUGGAUCAGGAAAAACCAUGACCCUGUUUAGUGCCCUGCGAGCUCUUCCUGACAUGGAGGUUGUGGGUUUGAACUUCUCCAGUGCCACAACCCCAGAGCUGCUCCUCAAGACCUUUGACCAUUACUGCGAGUAUCGCCGCACACCCAAUGGUGUUGUUCUCGCCCCGGUGCAGCUGGGCAAGUGGCUGGUGCUCUUCUGUGAUGAGAUCAAUCUGCCUGAUAUGGACAAGUAUAGCACACAGAGGGUCAUCUCCUUCAUCAGACAGAUGGUGGAACAUGGAGGCUUCUAUCGCACCUCUGAUCAGACCUGGGUGAAACUGGAGAGGAUCCAGUUUGUAGGAGCCUGUAAUCCUCCAACAGACCCUGGCAGAAAACCUCUUUCUCAUAGGUUCCUGCGUCAUGUUCCAGUGGUGUAUGUGGACUACCCAGGUCCUGCUUCUCUCACUCAGAUCUACGGUACCUUCAACAGGGCAAUGCUCCGUCUCAUUCCCUCACUGCGUACCUACGCUGAACCUCUCACUGCUGCCAUGGUGGAGUUCUACACCAUGUCUCAGGAGCGUUUCACACAGGACACCCAGCCCCACUAUAUCUACUCCCCCAGAGAGAUGACCCGCUGGGUGAGGGGGAUCUUUGAGGCGCUGCGGCCCCUGGAGACGCUGCCUGUGGAAGGACUGAUACGUGUUUGGGCCCAUGAGGCGCUACGUCUCUUCCAGGACAGGUUGGUGGAGGACGAGGAGCGGCGCUGGACCGAUGAGAACAUCGACAGUGUGGCUCUGAAGCACUUCCCUAACAUAAAUCGAGAGAAGGCCCUGAACCGCCCCAUUCUCUACAGCAACUGGCUCUCAAAGGACUACAUCCCAGUUGAGCAGGAGGAGCUGCGAGACUAUGUCAAGGCCCGUCUGAAGGUCUUCUAUGAGGAGGAGUUGGAUGUUCCUCUGGUGCUCUUCAAUGAGGUUCUGGACCAUGUGCUCAGAAUUGACAGAAUCUUCCGGCAGCCUCAGGGUCAUCUUCUCCUGAUUGGUGUCAGUGGUGCAGGAAAGACCACACUUUCACGUUUUGUAGCUUGGAUGAACGGUCUGAGUGUCUAUCAGAUCAAGGUCCAUAGAAAGUACACAGGUGAGGACUUUGAUGAGGACCUGAGAACUGUCCUUCGUAGGUCUGGAUGCAAAAAUGAGAAGAUUGCGUUUAUCAUGGAUGAAUCCAAUGUGCUGGACUCGGGCUUCCUGGAGCGCAUGAACACCCUGCUGGCCAACGGAGAAGUGCCUGGUCUGUUUGAAGGCGAUGAAUAUGCAACAUUAAUGACUCAGUGUAAGGAGGGGGCUCAGAAGGAGGGUCUGAUGCUGGACACUCAUGAGGAAUUGUAUAAAUGGUUCACUAGCCAGGUGAUCAGAAACCUGCAUGUGGUUUUCACCAUGAACCCUUCAUCUGAGGGUUUGAAGGACCGAGCUGCCACCUCUCCUGCUCUGUUCAACAGAUGUGUGUUGAACUGGUUUGGUGAUUGGUCCACUGAGGCUCUCUAUCAGGUGGGCAAAGAAUUCACCAGUAAGAUGGACCUGGAAAAGCCCAACUACAAAGUUCCUGACUACAUGCCCACUGUUUAUGACAAACUGCCCCAACCACCCACUCACCGUGAGGCGAUCGUCAACGGCUGUGUGUUUGUUCACCAGACUUUACACCAGGCUAAUAACCGUUUAGCAAAGCGUGGUGGUCGCACCAUGGCCAUCACUCCACGCCACUACCUGGACUUCAUCAACCACUACGCCAACCUGUUCAAUGAGAAACGCAGUGAGCUUGAGGAGCAGCAGAUGCAUCUUAAUGUUGGACUACGCAAAAUCAAAGAGACUGUGGAUCAGGUUGAGGAGCUACGCAGAGAUCUGAGGAUCAAGAGCCAAGAACUGGAGGUAAAGAAUGCUGCUGCCAACGACAAGCUGAAGAAGAUGGUGAAAGACCAACAAGAGGCUGAGAAGAAGAAGGUUAUGAGUCAGGAGAUCCAAGAAGCAGUUUAUAAACAACAGGAGGUUAUUAAGGACAAACAGUUAAGAGUGAAGCAAGACCUGGACCAGGUGGAGCCUGCUGUCAUUGAGGCUCAGAAUGCUGUCAGCUCUAUUAAGAAGCAGCAUCUUGUUGAAGUCCGUGCCAUGGCCAACCCACCUGCUGCUGUUAAACUGGCACUAGAGUCUAUCUGCCUCCUGCUGGGGGAGGAGACUAAUGACUGGAAAAAGAUCAGACAAGUUAUAAUCAGAGACAAUUUCAUCUCCAGCAUAGUGAACUUUGUCUCUGAGGACAUGAGUGAUGCUAUUCGUGAGAAGAUGAAAAAGAACUACAUGUCCAACCCCAGUUACAACUACGAGCAGGUCAACAGAGCCUCGCUGGCAUGCGGGCCGAUGGUCAAAUGGGCCAUCGCACAGUUGAAUUAUGCAGACAUGUUGAAACGUGUGGAGCCUCUCAGGAAUGAACUGCAGAAGCUUGAGGAUGAUGCCACGGACAAUAAGACCAAAGCAGAAGAAGUGGAGCAGAUGAUUCGGGACCUAGAAGCCAGCAUUGCUCGCUAUAAGGAGGAGUAUGCGGUGCUCAUCUCUGAAGCUCAGGCCAUUAAAGCUGACCUGGCGGCAGUGGAGGCCAAGGUGAACCGUAGUACAGCACUUCUGAAGAGCCUGUCUGCUGAGCGAGACCGCUGGGAAAAGACCAGUGAGACCUUUAAGAACCAGAUGUCCACCAUAGCUGGUGACUGUCUGCUCUCAGCUGCCUUCAUUGCCUAUGCAGGCUACUUUGACCAGCAGAUGAGGCAAAAUCUCUUCACCACUUGGUCUCACCACCUUCAGCAGGCCAACAUCCAGUUCCGCACAGACAUCGCCAGGACGGAAUAUUUGUCGAAUGCGGAUGAGCGACUGCGCUGGCAGGCCAACUCUCUACCUGCUGAUGAUCUGUGCACUGAAAAUGCCAUCAUGCUCAAGAGGUUCAACAGGUAUCCACUGAUCAUCGAUCCUUCUGGCCAGGCCACGGAGUUCAUAAUGAACGAGUACAAGGAGCGCAAAAUCACACGUACCAGCUUCUUGGACGAUGCCUUCAGGAAGAACUUGGAGAGUGCACUGAGAUUUGGUAACCCUCUGCUUGUGCAGGAUGUGGAGAGCUACGACCCCAUCCUCAACCCUGUGCUCAACAGAGAAGUUCGCAGGACUGGUGGAAGAGUUCUCAUCACCCUAGGAGACCAGGAUAUUGACUUAUCUCCUUCCUUCGUCAUCUUCCUUUCAACCAGAGAUCCAACGGUGGAGUUCCCACCAGAUCUCUGCUCACGUGUUACCUUUGUAAACUUCACGGUGACCAGAAGCAGUCUGCAGAGUCAGUGUCUCAACGAGGUCCUGAAGGCUGAGCGUCCUGAUGUGGAUGAGAAGCGCUCUGACCUUCUCAAACUGCAGGGUGAGUUCCAGCUGCGUUUGCGUCAGUUGGAAAAGUCGCUGCUGCAGGCACUGAACGAGGUCAAGGGGCGAAUACUGGACGAUGACACCAUCAUCACUACACUUGAGAACCUGAAGAAGGAGGCUGCAGAGGUGACCAGGAAAGUGGAGGAGACCGAUAUCGUGAUGCAGGAAGUGGAAACUGUGUCACAGCAGUAUCUCUCACUGUCUUCUGCAUGCAGCAGCAUCUAUUUCACCAUGGAGGCUCUUAACCAGAUGCACUUCCUGUAUCAGUACUCGCUCCACUUGUUCUUGGACAUCUACCACACGGUGCUUUAUGAGAACGCUAACUUGAAGACUGUGAGUGAUCACACGCAGCGUCUGUCUCUCAUCACCAAGGACCUGUUCCAGGUUGCUUUUAACAGAGUGGCUCGAGGCAUGCUCCAUCAGGACCACAUCACUUUUGCCAUGCUGCUGGCCAGGAUCAACCUGAAAGGCAUCACCAGUGAACCAUCAUAUGACCCAGAGUUCCAGCACUUCCUCCGUGAGAAGGAGAUCGUCCUGACUGGUACAGCUGUACCUAAGGUGAAGGGGCUGAGCACGGAGCAGAGCGAGGCCAUGGUGCGUCUGAGCCGCUUACCUGCCUUCAAAGACCUGGUGGUUAAAGUUCAGGCUGAUGAGCAAUUCUUCAUGUGGGUGGAGAGUAACUCUCCUGAGCUCUCAGUGCCGUAUCUCUGGGAAGAGGACAAGACCACCACCCCCAUUGGCCAAGCCGUGCACCAGCUGCUGCUAAUUCGGGCGUUUCGUCCGGAUCGUCUGCUAGCCAUGUCUUCUAUCUUUGUGGCCAAAGUCUUGGGUGAGAACUUCAUGUCCAUUAUUGAACAGCCGCUGGACUUGGCCAACAUUGUGGAGAGUGAGGUGAAGCCAGGAACUCCGGUGCUCAUGUGCUCGGUGCCUGGGUAUGAUGCCAGUGGCCUGGUCAGAGACUUGGCCGCAGAGCAGAACAAACACAUUACCUCCAUCUCCAUUGGUUCUGCUGAGGGCUUCAACAAGGCUGACCGAGACAUUAACACUGCAGUGAAGUCUGGAAGAUGGGUGAUGUUGGAGAACGUCCACCUGGCACCUGGUUGGCUCAUGCAGCUGGAGAAGAAGCUUCACUCCAUGCAGCCUCACGCCAGCUUCCGCCUCUUCCUCACCAUGGAGAUCAACCCCAAGGUUCCAGUGAACUUGUUGCGUGCUGGUCGUAUCUUUGUCUUUGAGCCACCUCCUGGCAUGAAGGCCAACAUGCUGAGGACGUUCAGCAGUAUUCCAGUUGCUCGCAUGUGCAAGGCCCCGAACGAGCGAGCGCGUCUGUACUUUCUCCUCGCCUGGUUUCACGCAGUCAUCCAGGAACGUCUCCGAUAUGCUCCACUCGGAUGGUCCAAGAAGUACGAGUUUGGAGAGUCUGACCUGCGCUCGGCCUGUGACACCGUGGACACCUGGCUGGAUGACACCGCGAAGGGUCGUCAGAACAUCUCUCCUGAUAAGAUCCCGUGGGCUGCGCUCAAGACCCUGAUGGCGCAGUCUAUAUACGGCGGUCGUAUCGAUAAUGAAUUUGAUCAGCGUCUGUUGAUCACUUUCCUGGAUCGCAUCUUCACCACUAAAAGCUUUGAUAGUGAAUUCAAGCUGGCACUUAAAGUGGAUGGUCAUAAGGAUAUUAAAAUGCCUGAUGGUAUUCGACGUGAAGAGUUCAUGCACUGGGUGGAGAUGCUGCCAGAUACUCAGACUCCCUCGUGGCUGGGUUUGCCGAGCAACGCUGAGAAGGUUCUUCUCACCACUCAGGGCACAGACAUGAUGGGUAAGCUGCUGAAAAUGCAGAUGUUGGAGGAUGAGGACGACCUGGCUUACGAGACGGAGAAGAAACAGCGUACGCCGUCAUCCUCAGACGCCCAGCCGGCAUGGAUGAGGACGCUGCACAGUACUGCAUGCAACUGGCUCCAGCUGAUCCCACUGUCCGUCAGUCCACUCAAACGUACCGUGGAGAACAUCAAGGAUCCUUUGUUCCGGUUCUUCGAGAGAGAGGUAAAGAUGGGAGCUCGCAUGCUGCACGAUGUGCGUCAGGACCUCACGGACGUUGUUCAGGUUUGUGAGGGCAAAAAGAAGCAGACCAACGUCCUGCGCACUUUAAUCAACGACUUCGUUAAAGGAAUUCUGCCCCAGAGCUGGUGUCGUUACACCGUUCCUGCAUCCAUGACUGUGAUCCAGUGGGUGGCUGAUUUCAGCGACCGCAUCAAGCAGCUGCAGCAGAUCUCACAGGGAGCAGCCAGCGGGGGCGCUAAAGAGCUGAAGAAUAUCCACGUGAACCUGGGCAGCCUGUUUGUGCCAGAAGCCUACAUCACUGCAACCCGUCAGUAUGUAGCUCAAGCUAACAGCUGGUCUCUGGAGGAACUCGCUCUGGAGGUGAACGUCACCUCAGCACAGGGAGCAGCACUCGAUGCCUGCAGCUUCGGCAUCAAGGGUCUGAAGCUGCAGGGUGCCACAUGCACCAACAAUAAGCUCUCUCUGUCGUCUGCCAUCUCCACGGAGCUUCCUCUCACACAGCUGCGCUGGUUAAAGCAAAGCAAUUUGGAAAAGAGGAACAUGGUCACGCUGCCAGUUUACCUGAACUUCACCCGCACAGAUCUGAUCUUCACUGUGGACUUCGACAUCGCCAUGAAGGAGGACCCACACAACUUCUACGAGCGUGGUGUUGCCGUCCUCUGCACCGAGUAGAUUCCUGCUCAGCCCGAGUGCUGUUCCUGAGAAUUCCUAAUUAUCUCCUUUCUUUAUGGCUCGCUAGAGAAUUCCUACUGUGUGUGUGUGUGUCUGUGUGUGUCUGUGUGUGUCUGUGUGUGUCUGUGUGUGUCUGUGUGUGUGUCUGUGUGUGUGUGUGUGUGUGUGUGUGUGUGUGUGUGUGUGUGUCUGUGUGUGUGUGUGUGUGUGUCUGUCUGUGUGUGUGUGUGUGUGUGUGUGUGUGUGUGUGUGUGUGUGUGUGUGUGUGUGUGUGUGUGUGUGUGUAACUUUAACUUUGCAUUACAAAUGUAAUCAUUUAUCUUUAGAAAGUCAGAAACCAGUAGUCGAGUGGUUCAGUAGUCGAGUGGUUCAGUAGUCGAGUGGUUCAGUAGUCGAGUGGUUCAGUAGUCGAGUGGUUCAGUAGUCGAGUGGUUCAGUAGUCGAGUGGUUCACUCACUGAUGGAGAUGUUUUUAAAGAAAGAAGCUGUAUGUGUUUUAAGACGGAAUAAUGGAGGUUGAAUAAAAGUGCUGCAUGUCGUUUGGUCUUCAGAGGGAAUUCAGAUUAGGAAUAUUUGCUGGAGUUCAGAUUUCAGUCAGAGGAAGUGAGCUGUGAACAUCAUUAUAUUUCUGUAAACUCCUACUGUUCUAAAUAAAAAACCUAUCCUGA
Molecule: messenger RNA, 14703 nt
Organism: Silurus meridionalis
Lineage: Eukaryota; Metazoa; Chordata; Actinopteri; Siluriformes; Siluridae
Gene: dync1h1
Product: dynein, cytoplasmic 1, heavy chain 1
Exons: 78
Coding region: 111-14036 (4641 amino acids)
Biological process (GO): microtubule-based movement
Cellular component (GO): dynein complex
Molecular function (GO): ATP hydrolysis activity; ATP binding; minus-end-directed microtubule motor activity
Source: RefSeq, a predicted model, not a curated record